AGACGAGCAGAAACAUCGAUUGAAAUUGGAGCAGUUUGCAAGAUUUGAACAAGAAUUACAGCUGAAAGCAGCGUUGCAGAACCAAAACAAUUCACUCACAGAGAACAGAAAGCUGAAUGCUAUGUUAAGAAAUGCCAAUUAUGAGCUUUCUGGGCUCAAAUUGCAGCUAAAAUCAGACCAAGCAACACAGCUGAAAACUGUUUUACAUAAUGAAGACACUUUGAUUGCAACUAACAAAAUGCUGCUUGCCGAGAAUGCCGAGCUUGCUGCGUCCCUGGAAGUUAAGGAGCAUCACCUAUGCAGUGAGAAAACUAAGGCAGAGCAACAAAUUGCACAGCUGAAAGAAAAUCUAAAUGGAGCCGAUCGCGAACUGAAGCGGUGCCAGAAUCAUGUGUAUGCCUUAACUACGAUCAACGAAAUGCUAAUAAUUGGUAAUGAAAAACGCGACGAGAUAAUUUUUGAAUAUAAACGCAAGUUGCAGAAAUACAAGAACUUAAGCAUGUCAUCUGACUCUGAUUCUUUAUCGAGAGACAGUUCUUUUGAACAGGUAGAGCAAAAGGCGAAUAAAUCUCUAGAAGAAAGAACUGGGAACAGUGUGGAAGAUCAGGGCUUGCCCCACAACACCAAUGCAUCGCCUAUUCAUUUGGAAACUUAUGCCGAGUUUCGUCGAAAUUUAUGUAAAGUAGUUGAAAAAUCAACUGAUCAGGAUCUGUGCACGCUAUGUGGCUGGCGCUCGAGCAGCGAGGCAGAGCUUAAACUUCACCUGUUUGAGAAACAUGAAAUGGAAUCGCUGUCAUUGAUGUUGGAUAAGUAUUGUCUGGAUUAG
Drosophila navojoa is the source of this 826-nucleotide messenger RNA. RefSeq lists its product as uncharacterized. NCBI's taxonomy places the organism in Eukaryota, Metazoa, Arthropoda, Insecta, Diptera, Drosophilidae. The record is from RefSeq and is a predicted model, not a curated record.